This is a messenger RNA of Aspergillus fumigatus Af293, 600 nucleotides long. RefSeq lists its product as uncharacterized. NCBI's taxonomy places the organism in Eukaryota, Fungi, Ascomycota, Eurotiomycetes, Eurotiales, Aspergillaceae. The record is from RefSeq and is a predicted model, not a curated record. The transcript is spliced from 3 exons. Bases 1 to 600 code for a protein of 199 amino acids.
AUGGUCUUCUACGCCUACGCCACCUCCGGGGGCUUCUCUGUCUGGCUCAUUACGGCCAAAGACAAGGACACCUUAGACGCCUGGUUCCGUGCCAUGGAGACCUCACAGUUUGGAAACAUCGCGCGCAUCAACGCUGAAUGGUACCGGUACCAAAACUUCCGCAUCGAACAUUCGACCACCGACUAUUGCCUCACUCAGAGAUUUGACGGACUAAUCCUCUUCAAGCCUUUGUAUUACAUCCGCUCCAAGAAGUCCAAAUCUCUCUAUUGGGACGUCAAACGCAAGUCAGAGGCGGAAUCACUCCAGGUCUACGUCAGCACCAAAUCUCGCGCCCGGUUCCAAGCCAUUAAAAUACUCUGCCCGAACUACGCACCGUCUCCGGUAGAUCACCGCAUUCUCGGCGACGAUCGUAUGUCUCUUCAUCAUGCCGCCGGCCCGGUGUCGUUCAUCAGGAACGACAUGGGAUUCCUCAUAUUGACUAUAUCCUGUCUGAACCCCCAUUUCCGGAUCAGUGAGCUUACUACCAGCUUUGCUUCACAGCCUGACAACCGCAUUGCCUAUAUCCCAGGCUUUGGUGCGGAAUGGGAGCUGGUGUAUUAG